AUGCAAUGUUUCAUCAAGGAUGCCGAAGAAAAACAAGUUGAAGAUGCUAUGAUUCGCAAGUGGGUGUCUGAUAUCAGAGACAUUGCUUAUGAUACCGAGGAUGUCUUGGAUAAUUUUAUGCUCAAAAUCGAUCACGGAAAGACUCGGAAUCGAGAUCGACCAGCUCUCUUUGCUUCGAUUAGGAAGUAUUCAUGCCUAUCUGAUAUAAGCAAGAAGAGAGAUCUGUAUGGCAUAGGCAAGGAGAUUGAAUCACUCCAGAAAAGGAUCAUCGAUCUAUCUCGUAAACGGGAAUUGUAUCGCCUUGAGGAUAUUGGUAAUAGGAGGGAAGGAAAGAGCAAUAAUCUUGAGAGGUUGAAAGAUUUAAGAAGAGUCACUUCCUUUGUUGUUGAGGGGAACAUUGUUGGCUUUGAGGAUGAUGCUAAAAUGUUGUUGGGUAAACUUCUUGAGGAUGAGCCACGCCGUUUUGUAGUUUCCAUCUUUGGCAUGGGAGGUUUGGGCAAAACCACUCUCGCUAAAAAACUUUACCACAACAUUGAUGUCUUGAAUAAAUUCAAACUACGAGCUUGGGUGUCUGUCUCUCAAGAUUACAAAACUGAAGAUCUUCUUCGACGAAUUAUAAAGUCUUUUGAGAUCAAAAUUAACGGAGUGGAGUUAGAGAAGAUGAGCGAAGAGGAUUUGGAGAGGUGUCUGUAUAAAUCUUUACAAGGACGCUCAUAUUUGGCGGUGAUUGAUGAUGUAUGGCAGAAAGAAGAAUGGAAGAGUUUGAAAAGAGCCUUUCUGGAUGGCAACAAUGGAAGCAGAGUUAUAAUCACUACUCGCAUCAAAGAAGUAGCUGAGCGUUCGGAUGAGAGAAUUCAUGUUCAUAAACUUCGUUUUCUUAGGCCUGAUGCGUCUUGGAACUUAUUCUGUGAGAAAACUUUUCGAAAAUCAAAUGCAAACGAAGAAUUGGAGCUGGGAAGAGAAAUGGUUGAAAAAUGCGGCGGUCUGCCACUUGCCAUUACUGUAUUAGGCGGGCUGUUGACUACAAAGAAACCACAAGAGUGGAGCUCGGAUCUUGCAAUUCAAAAGGCAAAAGAACUGAAUUUCAUUCACAUUUACGACGGAAUUCACCAUCCAGCUUGCUCACCAACUCCAACAUCAUCACCUCGCCGACUUGUUUUUUAUUCUGGAACAAGUUCUUCGUUCCAACAUUGUAAUUCUCUCUCACGUUCCCUCUUGUUAUUCGAUCCAGAUUCGCGCUCGCUUAGGCAAAUAUCAACCGCUAUAUGCACAAGACUCAGGUUGGUCAGAGUUCUUCAUGUCCAGAAUUAUGGAGAAUCAAUUGAUUGUAGUAGCUUACCCGAAGAGAUUGGGCAAUUGGUCCACUUAAAGUAUUUAACGGUAAGGAUUACAUGCAUCGGAAAUCUUCCACCAUCGAUUGUCAAUUUACGAAAACUGCAAACUCUGGACUUAUACUCUCGCAAUUGCGACCUCAAGCUUCCCAUUGGAAUUGGCAAAUUGCAGGAGUUGAGGCAUUUAAUCGGAGCAUUUGAAGGGCCUUUGCCGAUAGACAAUUUGACAAACCUUCAGACUCUGAAGUUCGUAAGGUAUGAAAGUUGGAAUAAAGUACAUCCUGAUAAGCUGGUUAAUCUUCGCGAGCUGCACAUCCGUCAAUUCCACACACAAGAACCAGAACCAUUCAUAUUCGACUCUAUUGCCAAGCUGAAAAACAUUAGAAUUUUAUCGGUUGAACUGUUCGGCGUUCAUUCUUUCACUUCACUGCAACCACUUUCUUAG
Messenger RNA from Pistacia vera, 1776 nucleotides. RefSeq names its product putative disease resistance RPP13-like protein 3. The record is from RefSeq and is a predicted model, not a curated record. Gene Ontology annotation, biological process: defense response to other organism. Gene Ontology annotation, molecular function: ADP binding. NCBI's taxonomy places the organism in Eukaryota, Viridiplantae, Streptophyta, Magnoliopsida, Sapindales, Anacardiaceae.